Corylus avellana is the source of this 1360-nucleotide messenger RNA. RefSeq names its product PQ-loop repeat family protein / transmembrane family protein. Gene Ontology annotation, biological process: L-cystine transport. Gene Ontology annotation, cellular component: vacuolar membrane. NCBI's taxonomy places the organism in Eukaryota, Viridiplantae, Streptophyta, Magnoliopsida, Fagales, Betulaceae. Gene Ontology annotation, molecular function: L-cystine transmembrane transporter activity. The record is from RefSeq and is a predicted model, not a curated record.
AGUAAGUCAGCACAGGUAGGCCAUUAAUCAAUAAUCACAGCGACGGAAGCAGCUUUGGUAGAGAUUUCCCAAAAGGGCCAUAAAAAGGAUUGAAUGAACGUGCCUGGACUGUCGUCUGGGUUCAUAGGCUUUUGUAGAGAUCAAAAAAGGCCGCCAAUGUAUAUGCUACAACCACAGGCGGUUCAGAUUCGAUGAAAUUUUGGCACCAAUCACAGCAACGGAAGCAGCUUUCAUUUGCCCAAGUUUUUCAGCCCAAAAAAGUAGUCAAAAAGAAAAAAAGAACCGAAUUUGCUGCUUGUCAACCUUUUUAUACAACAAACUUGUAAAACUCUUCAUUGGAUAGGCUUUUUUAGGGGAAUUCCUUGGUCUGAUCCCUCAGAGAGAGAGGGAAAUGGCGUCGUGGAACUCAAUUCCGCUGGAAAUCACGUACGAGGUUCUGGGAUGGACAGCUUUCCUCUCAUGGUCCAUCAGUUUCUACCCGCAAGUGAUUUUGAAUUUCCAUAGGAAAAGUGUGGUGGGGCUGAACUUGGAUUUCGUACUGCUGAAUUUGACGAAGCACUCGUCGUAUCUGAUAUACAAUGCGUCCCUCUACUUCAGCUCCGCUAUUCAGAAGCAGUACUACGAGAAAUACGGCUAUGGAGAGAUGAUACCUGUAGCUGCAAACGAUGUUGCUUUCUCUAUCCAUGCUGUUCUUUUGACAGCAAUUACCCUGUUCCAGAUCGUAAUCUAUGACCGCGGAAGUCAGAAGGUUUCCAAGACAGCUAUUGCGAUUGUCUCUGCUGUGUGGUUAUUUGCUGCUGCUUGUUUUUUCAUAGCCUUGCCAAACCAUUCUUGGCUUUGGCUUAUUUCCAUCUUUAACUCAAUUCAAGUUUUCAUGACUGUCAUCAAAUAUAUUCCCCAGGCGGUUAUGAACUUUACGAGAAAGAGCACAGAUGGAUUCAGCAUUGGCAACAUUUUACUCGAUUUUUCUGGAGGGUUAACAAAUUAUGCACAGAUGGUUGUGCAAUCUAUAGAUCAAGGUUCUUGGGUAAACUUUUAUGGAAACAUAGGGAAGACGUUACUAUCUCUGGUGUCUAUAUUCUUUGACAUUAUUUUCAUGUGUCAACAUUAUGUGCUGUAUCCUGGCAAGAAAGCUCAAGUCUCUCCUAAACUCAUCGAGGAAAACAGAGAGCCACUUAUUAAGCCUUCUGAUCACCCAGAAUCAGAAAAUGUGUAAAAAUCUCCGCUCAGCUCAUAAUGUAAAACGUCAGUUAAGCCUUAUGGUUAUUUUACACACAAACAAAUGAAAGGCAGUCAAUUGUCGACAGAAACUCGUAAUAUUAUUUGAAAAUUAGUCAAGCUUUGUUGUAAUUUACGUUUA